CGAGAGGCCAGCUGGGUGUGUCUGAUAUAAGGGGCAGCCGGCAUGGACAGGGACUUCCAGCAGUCCCACCAGUCUGCUGGAAUCAUGGAACUUCCCCUGCUGUGGGCACUGAUGGUGGCGGCAGGUGUGAUUCCAACCCAGGGCGGGAUCCUGAACCUGAACAAGAUGGUCAAGCAAGUGACCGGGAAGAGGUCUUCCUUCUCCUACUGGCCCUAUGGCUGUUACUGUGGGCUCGGUGGCAGAGGCCAGCCCAAAGAUGCCUCGGACUGGUGCUGCAAGGUUCACGAUUGCUGCUACGCCCACCUGAAGACCCACCGAUGCCGCUUCCACAUGGAUCACUACAGUUAUAACUUCUCCCAGGGGGAAGUCCACUGCUCUGACAAGGGGAGCUGGUGUGAGCAGGAGCUGUGUGCCUGUGACAAGGAGGUGGCCUUCUGCUUGAAGCGCAACCUGGACACCUACAACAGGCACCUGCGUUUCUACUGGCGGUCCCGCUGCGAAGGCCAGACCCCCAUGUGCUAGAAGCCGCCCCCCUGCCCUGCUCCUUGGCGCCUUGCACUCUGGACGUCCCACAGAAUCGCUGACAUCCCAGCCCCACGACCAGGCUUCCCCUACCUUCCCAGCACUCCCCACGUGCCUCCUGACCUAGCUCCUUCCCACUGAAGCACCAGCCAACUCCUCUGGGGUACAUCCAGGUCUCCAGAAAAGCCAAGGCCAGGAACUCCCCAAAAUGCUUUUUGGGCCAAAGCAGCAGGGGUGGAGACAGACGUCUGGGGGCAGCUGUGGCAGGUCCGUAGUGUGGGACUGGCUCCGUCUCACUGCCCUUCACCUGCUGUACCCCCAUCUCAUGCCCUUGAUACUCCCUCCAAGCUGCAAAGGGCAAUUUUGAACCUCUGUCCAUGUGACUCUCUCUCUCUUAAAACCCGAAGGUCUUCCCCUGUCCUAGGAUAAAGCCUCUCUUCAGACCCCACAUCGUCUGGCCCUGUGUCCCUCUCCCUGAAGAGGCUCUGAGGUCACUUCAUAUGGAGCCCACGCCUGUCCUGGACAGAGAACUGAGAAGGUGCUCCGUCAGUCCCUCUGGGGGCUUGGGCGCCAAGGCCUCAGUAUUUCCUCCUGCCUCUGGGUGUCUGCUCAUGGUGGGCCUCCUGCAGAAAUGCUCCUGGGGCCCUUUCCUGAAGGACAAGUCCUCCCAGCUCCUCAGGGUCAAAGGGCUGCUUCCAGGAGGCUCCCCAGGCUGACCCCUCUGCCCCUGCUGUAGCUCCCAUAGCCCCUCUUGGCUCUGCAGCUUGCCCAGCUUUACCUUGAAUGGUACCUGGAGCUUCUCUAAUCUCCCUCACCAACCCUGGUGCAGACAGAGGAAGGCCCAUGUCUGUUCCUUGUGUCCUCCGCUCCCCCCCGCCCCCGCAAUGGGUGCUCAGUUAAUAGUUGUGAAUCAAAUGAGCCCAUAAUGGAUAAAUUGUAGCAGAUAUUGUGGGUGUACCAUCCAGAGCCCCUCCAGGCCUGGGCCCUCCUCCCCCAGAGCAGCUGGGUGUUGGCUACUAAGCACUCAAAUCUGCCUCUUUGUCUUAAGGGUUGCCCUUGAUCUUUUGGAAAUUGCCUUGUCUCCACCCCAUAUCCCAUGAUCAGGAGAGUCAAUUGGAGGAUAAAACUGUCCAGCCUCUUUGCCUCAAUGCAGGACCCCAGAAUUCCUUCUGGGACCAAGCCGAGGCCAGACUUCUAGAACCACUUCACCAUGUAAUCUCGCCCCCAGCCUGGCCUAUUUUCCUGGCUCCCUCCCAGGUUCCUCCAGAGGACACUCCCUCAAUAAAUCACUUGCA
Messenger RNA from Nycticebus coucang (slow loris), 1817 nucleotides. It is a transcript of the gene PLA2G2D, whose product is annotated as phospholipase A2 group IID. NCBI's taxonomy places the organism in Eukaryota, Metazoa, Chordata, Mammalia, Primates, Lorisidae. The coding region runs from base 43 to 522 and encodes 159 amino acids. Gene Ontology annotation, biological process: arachidonate secretion; lipid catabolic process; negative regulation of T cell proliferation. Gene Ontology annotation, molecular function: phospholipid binding; calcium ion binding. The record is from RefSeq and is a predicted model, not a curated record. The transcript is spliced from 4 exons.